UUAAGAAACUAAUCAACACUUUGGACAAACGGUAUAACUUGCCAUCUCGUCACUAUUUUAGUCGAGUGGCGAUUCCCGCUUUAUAUGAUGAGUGUCAUGAUGGUGUCGCAAAGGAAGUGGCUACAGCCCAAUAUUUUGUCACCACAACGGACUUGUGGUCAAGCCGCACCAUGGAGCCUUUGAGCCUCACGGUACAUUUCAUUGACAUGGAUUUCAACAUGAAAACGAAAUGUCUCCAGACAUCAUUUUUCCCAGGAGACCACACAGGGCAGAACAUAGCUGCAGGUCUGAAACAAGCACUGGCUACGUGGGAUCUGGAGGAGAGUAAACUCGUCUGUAUAACCACAGACAACAAUGCAUAUGUCAUACUGGCUGCAGAACUGAAUGGCUGGAUGAGGCUCCAGUGCUUUGGGCACAGAUUACAUUUGGCCAUAGAAAGAGCCAUGAAAGAUCACAGGAUUGAGCGUGCAGUGGGAGUCUGCAAACAAGUGGUCAGCACCUUUUCAUUCAGUUGGAAAAAAAAGAGAGAGCUGAAAAAGGCACAGAUAGACCUCAAACUGCCAGACCACUCUUUAAAGACUGAGUGUCCAACCAGAUGGGGAUCUAGGCAGGCCAUGGUUUCCAGAGUCCUUGAGCAGCAGAAGGCCAUUGCCCGUGUCCUCUCCCAAGACAGAGGAACCAGGCACCUCAUCCCCUCAUGGCAGGACAUUGAUGUCCUUGAGGCCAUCAACAAGACCCUGGGACCUCUGGUUGAAUUCACUGAUGCACUUUCUGGAGAGAAAUAUGAGGCUGCAGUGAUGGGGACACCCGUUGGUAACACGGAGGUUGCUGAUGAUGGUGCAUCAAACCAAAAGAAGAUGAAAAAGGGCCUAAGCAGCUUCUUUAAGGCCCCUCACAGCACAGCUCCAGGUGCAGAACAUGCUCGUCAACUGGACCAGGCCAUAGCUUUUGAGCUUCAAGCCUACUUCCAGGCAGGGACCCUGGACACAGAGGAAGACCCACUGGGGUGGUGGAAGCUAUCACAGAACCUCUUCAGAAACCAUGUUUUGUUGAGCCAUUUUGAGAUUGUAUGGGACUCGGGCCUACUAGUUUUUAUUUAUUUCUUAUAAAAGGUACUACUUUCAGUGUUUAAUUUUAUUUUUGUUCAGGCAGCAACUUUAGUUGACAUACCUCAAUGUCAGAUUGACGCAAUUGUGCAUUUUGUGGCUACACAGCUUGCCUUGAUGUUUGGUUAUUUGUAUGCAUAAAUAUUAUACAGUAGUUUGAAGUUCACUAAACAUUAAUGUUUACAUUUUUCAUUUAUUUUUUAUAUUGCAAACAUUUGCACG
Molecule: messenger RNA, 1328 nt
Organism: Oreochromis niloticus (Nile tilapia)
Lineage: Eukaryota; Metazoa; Chordata; Actinopteri; Cichliformes; Cichlidae
Product: zinc finger BED domain-containing protein 4-like
Exons: 3
Coding region: 171-1109 (312 amino acids)
Source: RefSeq, a predicted model, not a curated record